AUGGGACUGUCAAGCGUGUACUGCAGCAUCUGCGGUACCAAAGUUGCCUUCCGCUCGCGCGACGAUUCGUGGCGGCGAGAUUUCCGUGCAAUCAGGUGUGACCAAAACUCUACAAUAGAUGGUAAGCCAUUCCUAACGGGGAUCGGUGGCUUUGUGCCACCCACUCUGCAAGACUGUGCCGCCCCGUCCGACCCAGACGCGCGCUGGGAUGGCGAGGGCGUCGUGCUGUCGGAUAACGAUAGAUUCCCCGCGUUGAUAGGGUGCAGAGAGUUCUGCCAGCCUGGAUUCUUGUUCCAUGAAGUAUGCUGGCAAUUAUUGCAGGGGAUGCUAUAUCCUCAUCCGGUCCCCAUUGAGAGAUUCUACGAUAUCUGUCUUUCCUUUCCCGCGAGCCACAAGGGGUGGCUCGACUGGGGCCAUGAUUACGACGGCUUGAUGGAGAGAUUUCCUUCUGCGGGAUAUCCAUGGGAGGACGUUAACAUAGUUGCUUUUGUGAAAAGGCAUUUGGGCGAGGAGAAUUCUCCCUUGGUCUUCUCCAGAUCCCAUCCGUUGGAUAUUCCGGAGAUAGAGCAGGCCCUUGCAGAUGUGAAGGGAAGGCAGAGCUUCGAGACAAGUGUUAGCGAUGAGCGCUACAUCUCCCCUGAUUUUCCGGGAGCAGAGCCGGACUGUUUUCGAAAAUUACCCUGGGAGAUUCUGGAAUAUAUACAGAUGCUAUUACCGUCUCGCAGUGUGACCAGCGUCAGACUGGCCUCCAGAUCAUUUGCGUCACUCAAACUAGGCCAGUCGUUCUGGGCAUCGAGAUUUAACUUUCACCAGGACCGGGGGUAUUGCUUUGAAGCCAUACAUCCACUUAAGAGUCCUGUCUCUGAACGGCGCGGUAGGGAUUGGAAAAUGCUCUACGAGAGAACAAAAUCAAAGGAAAUAUCGUCAGAUGAAUUGAGAAACAGGAAACGCAUCUGGCAUUGUCUAAGGGGUCUCGUAGAGCUCCUACUCGAGAAACCAUUGACUAGUCCAGGGCUCAUGAGAAAUCUACUAGCAUCAACUUCCCAGGAAGAGGAAUUCCUUGAGGCGAAGACCGCCUGGAGGCCGGUUUGCGGUGACUCUGCUAUGAGGAAUCCAGCCCUGCCUCUCUCGGGGAUACCGUGCAGGGUUAUAUAUGACCGGAUCAUUUUCAUAUCGCACCCUAUAAAGUUCUUGGGCGUUUCCUUUUGUAACUUCAACGGUGAACAGUAUAUAUGCGGCCUCCGAUUCGUGUUCGAAGCAGAAGACGAAGACCUUCUAGCAGGAUACGUCCAGCCUUCCAAGGAGGUCUAUCUCGAUGUGCACGGCGUACUCACCGGGUUCAUCAUAGCAACCGGCCCAAGAGGCAUCAAGGCUCUCCGUGCAGUGACUAGGGCAGGACACAUAACAGACUGGGCCGGAUCCCCGGAUGAUUUCCCUCAGACCGUUCGACUAUGCAUGAAGAGUCCCAUUCAUACCUUGAAAGUAUCCGUUGAUGGUUUCAAACUAGUCUGCCUAUCAGUCCAAGCAACCAUCUCCCCUCUCUUCCCAGCGGACUCACAGCUCGAAGCAGAAGCAACAAGAGACGCGCCUCACCUCCCCCUCCGCACGACAGGCCUCUGGUACCCAUCCAUCCCCUCUCUGACGCAGAACCUAUACCCCUCCACCUUCCCCGGCCGCGACGUCUCCCUAUACGAAUACCGACCCCUGGUCCACGUCAUGUUCGGUGGCCGUCAUGGGUCCUUACUGAAACAUCUAACCCGUAUCUCCGUCACGGUCUCCAUGGCAGCCAUCGUCGGGAUCGACUUCUUCUACGACGACAAUGCUCCCUUUCCAUUCCUGCAGGCCUGCAGAUCCACUGCCUCCGCGGAUGACUCGGUGAAGAUCCCCUUCUCCGUCGAUGGGCCCGGAGGUGAGAUCCUUACGGGGCUACAGGGGGAUGGUGAUAUUUUUUUGGGUGCUUCCCAUCAUCACGGUGGACAGAAAUACGGGGCAAUUACUUCUUUGAAGGUAACAACAAAUCACGGCCGCUCUUGUACCUUCCAACCCAGCGCAAUCCCCAUCCUCCAACUCCCUGCGGGCCCCUACGUACGCCGGAAGUCCAAGAAGACCGUGAUCGAGCCUGGAUCCACUCUAACAGGGAUAUACUUUAUGCAUGACCCUAAAUUUGGUAUGAUUAGCAUAGGACCCAUUUCGGAGGAUUUGAGCAAGGAUAACGUGUCACAGCACAAGGGAAUAGAAGAUGAGAUUCGUGCUCGGUUGGCGGCGGUGCGGGAGGUAGACGUCCUUUAG
This is a messenger RNA of Monascus purpureus, 2289 nucleotides long. The record is from the annotation of a GenBank genome assembly. Lineage: Eukaryota; Fungi; Ascomycota; Eurotiomycetes; Eurotiales; Aspergillaceae.